GUGUUUGUCAUUCUGUGACUUUUGUUGGCCCCGUUCCAGAAUCACGUCAUCGAUUUUUCAUGGCCUGACAGUCGACCGCAUAUACUUUCCAUCUCUGAGGCAGAAAUCCUUGUCUGCUGUUUUCUAGUUUAAAUCAAUUCCAGUUUAGUGCUAGUGGGUCGGAACUCAACGGACCAAAGAUGGCUAUGUGGGAAAUUCACGACGAUAUGAAUUUUUACAUCACGGCCGAUAAAUUCUACGUCGAGCCAAAUGGGAAAAGUGAAGUGCUGAUAAUCGAUCGGAUCAGUCGUGAAUCGUCGCUGCAAGUGAAAACUAAUCAACUUCCCCAGGGAAUCCAAAUUCGGAAGAUAUGUGGCAUUCUGGGCGUGAUAAAACUGAUCAGCGGCUUUCACCUGGUCGUGGUCACCCAUCGAAUAUUCGUAGGCAUUAUCAAUGGGCAGGUUAUCUGGCGACUGGCCGGAUUCGAUAUCAUUCCAUUCGUGCCCUCGUUGACACAUUUGAGCGAUACUCAAAAAGUCCAAAACAGCGUCUAUCUGGCCAUGAUUCGCCAGGUUCUGGACACUCCGUACUACUAUUUUUCGUACACCUAUGAUAUUACUCACACGCUGCAACGAUUACACUCAAUGCCGCCCGACUUUAUGCAAACCGGUCUGUACGAGCGAGCUGAUUCACGGUUCGUUUGGAACGGAUAUCUGCUGAAACAUUUUCAUCGGCCAGAGCUGAGACAGUACUGUUUGCCGGUUGUUUUGGGUUUUGUCUCCAUCAACGACGUCGUAGUCAACGCUCACAACUUCCAGUGGAUCAUAAUCUCCCGACGUUCCGUGCACCGUGCCGGCACUCGUCUGUUCUGUCGAGGAAUCGAUCAAACGGGAAACGUUGCGAAUUACGUCGAAACGGAACAGAUAAUCGACGUCCGUGGAGAUAAAAUCUCCUUCGUACAAACGCGGGGAAGCAUUCCGCUCUACUGGCGACAGACUCCAAAUCUGAAGUACAAACCACCACCGGAGCUGGUAGCCGGACGGGAUCAUUUGAUUGCCUGUUCCAAGCACCUUGACACCCAGCUGAUCCAUUACGGUCGCCAGGUACUGGUGAAUUUGAUUGAUCAUCGCGGUGCAGAGGAUGUGCUGGAGAAAGCUUUCGCUACAACGAUUUCCACCCUGGGCAAUCCGAACGUGCGGUACGAGUCGUAUGAUUUUCAUGCCGAAUGUCGGAAAAUGCGGUACGAUCGACUGCACAAUUUGAUUGCUCGUUUGGCACACGAACAGGAUGAGUUUGGGAUGUUUCACUUGAGACGAGACGGUACGCUGCUGUCAUCCCAGGAUGGUGUCUUUCGUACGAACUGUAUCGAUUGUUUGGACCGGACGAAUGUCGUUCAGAGUAUGCUGGCUAAGCGCAGCUUGGAGCAGAGUCUUAUGCGACUCGGAGUGCUAACCAGUGGUCAGAGAAUUGAUUCGAACUCAACUUUUGAGUGGUUAUUCAAGGGGAUUUGGGCUGAUAAUGCGGAUAUGGUCUCCACUCAGUACAGCGGGACGGGAGCGUUGAAGACGGAUUUUACUCGCACGGGAAAGCGAACUAAAAUGGGUCUGCUCCGGGAUGGAAUAAAUUCAUUAACGCGGUACUAUAAAAAUAAUUUCAACGACGGUGUGCGUCAGGAUGCGAUCGAACUGUUCCUCGGCAAUUAUGUCGUUCAGGACGGAGAGGGUCUAACCGUUCAGUGUCCGCUUGUGAUCCAGAAGGGUUGGAAAUAUGGAACAUUCCCAGUGGUACUGCUAUUCGCAUUUGCCAUGUUCUUUGCCUCCACGGUGUAUCCGCAGGAGUACAACACGGAAAACCUGCUCUUUAUACUAUUCUGGGGCUCGAUGGUUGGUGCAACCGGUGUCGGUAUACUAAAGUAUGGCGUAGAAUUCGUGGACUGGCCGAAACUGGUGCCGGCAGUACGCUCCAAACUGGAUGCCUGACGGUACUAGGACCGGGGAAGGUCGAAGAAAUCAGACGUUUGUUUUUUUUAUGUUCUGUAUAUAAAUGGUUAGGUUUAUAUCCAGCUUAGUGCUGAUAGGUCCUAAAAAUACACGCAUACGUACACUUCCGUUCUUUGAAGUAAGGGUCAGGAACAGUGUUUUAAAGAAAUUGAAAGCUGUAGGCUGCUUUGGUAGAUAUUUUAAAUUUUGUUCGAAUAAAUACUGACAAAUGAA
Messenger RNA from Topomyia yanbarensis, 2192 nucleotides. RefSeq names its product phosphatidylinositol-3-phosphatase SAC1 (gene Sac1). The transcript has 6 exons. The record is from RefSeq and is a predicted model, not a curated record. NCBI's taxonomy places the organism in Eukaryota, Metazoa, Arthropoda, Insecta, Diptera, Culicidae. Bases 180 to 1958 code for a protein of 592 amino acids. Gene Ontology annotation, cellular component: endoplasmic reticulum. Gene Ontology annotation, biological process: phosphatidylinositol dephosphorylation. Gene Ontology annotation, molecular function: phosphatidylinositol-4-phosphate phosphatase activity.